CUCCAUAAAUUUAGCUUUACCUGAAAAUCGAUCGAUUCUUCUGACACUGUGCAGUGUAAAACCACCUUCGGAGCCGAACGGAAGUGAAUCCAAUUCCAAAUGCUAAAGUUUCUAUCGAAAGUGAGGAUCGAAUUCAAUGCUUUGGACCCUCGCACAGCCUCGUGCUUGGAGUUUCUAGCGCAGUGCAAUGCCCGCAAGGCCAAGGAAUCCAACCCCGCUUGUCAGGUUCUUGUCAAGCGCCGUACCGAUGACGAGCCACCGAAGAUCGCCGUCACUUUCGUUAAUGGUGUCGAGGAGGUCUUUGAUGCCACUUCCACGCCAGCCCAGAACAUAAGGAACAUGAUUCUCGAAAAGGGUCAGCACCUCGAGACCGAGCAGAUGUUCCGCGAAGCAGGGGAGUCCUGGCCCGUUCUCAUCCCUGAGGAAGAGAUCAAGCAAUACGCCCCCGGCACCAAGCCAAGGAAAGCAGAAGAAAAGAAGCAAUAAUUGUAGUUUUGGGAUGAUGAGAAGGGACAAGUCUGGUAUUAGUCAAUGAGAUUGGAUUAUAUUAUAUUUCAUUCGGGUAGAGAAUAGAUGUUUUUUCAUGUAGUUUUGUCUACACUGCUGAAGCAGUCUUUUUCCCUUUUCAAGUUACACUGUUACAGACAAAAAUAAUACAGAUUGAAAGACAAAGGAGCUGAAUUUCUAUUUCUA
Molecule: messenger RNA, 693 nt
Organism: Humulus lupulus (European hop)
Lineage: Eukaryota; Viridiplantae; Streptophyta; Magnoliopsida; Rosales; Cannabaceae
Exons: 2
Coding region: 100-486 (128 amino acids)
Cellular component (GO): mitochondrial large ribosomal subunit
Source: RefSeq, a predicted model, not a curated record